AUGAUGUAUUCCAAAGCUGGUAAAAUUUCUAUUGAGCUCUACCCUUGGAUACAAUAAAGAGAUGCAAUAAUAAAUGGGGACAAAAAAAAAACUUAUGAAAUUUCAAUUUUUGAUGAUAUUCCUCAUAGUAAACGACCCUAUAAAAGUGUCAAACAAAAUCCAAAAUUAUCACCAAAAGAAAACUCUCAGCCAAAAAUUUAACCAUUUUCUAAAUAGGUUGGAAGGGUUGAAUCUAAAAAGGAGUUAGACAGAUAAGGAUUUUAUAAUCCCAAAUAUCAUUUAGUAAAGAGAAGGUCACCUCUUACUGAUGAUCCUGAUCAUUUUAAAUAAAUAAAUAGCGAUCGAUCUUUGUCUCCGAAAACUAUUAAAAGAACCAUUAAAAUUUAGAAACCAUCCUUAAAACAUAAUUGUGAAACUAGCAAGUCAUAUAUAGACAAAAAGAAGCAGGAAGAAAUAAGAAAGCAAAGAGCCCAAGAUUAUCAACCAGAUCUAAAUAGAUUCCCUUUGUCAGAUGGACCUAAUGAACAUAGAUUUGAAUACUAAGAAUACCCUUAAUCAUAGUAUAGUAGAUCUCCAAAUCCAAUAAUUAGACCGCGAUCUAGUUCUUCUAAAAUGAAGUUUAAAGAGUAGUAAAAGAAUGGUUAAAUUUAUGAUGUUGAUUAUACAGUAGUCUAUCCUAAAUCUGAUAAGAUGAUACCUGUCUUAGACAAAUUGACACCAAGACAACCGUUCAAUAGUGAUAAACCCGUUUAUACAUAUCACGAAACCCUUUCUGAUGAUACUCCGAAGAAAAGAAGUAGUCCCUAAUCAUUUAAGCUGGAUUAGUAGAUUUCUAGAGAGAAAGCCAUUAGUUACUAUUCCUCUAUAAGAAGACUUUAUUAUUUAUGA
Molecule: messenger RNA, 888 nt
Organism: Paramecium tetraurelia
Lineage: Eukaryota; Ciliophora; Oligohymenophorea; Peniculida; Parameciidae
Exons: 2
Source: RefSeq, a predicted model, not a curated record